This is a messenger RNA of Corticium candelabrum, 438 nucleotides long. RefSeq lists its product as uncharacterized. The record is from RefSeq and is a predicted model, not a curated record. Lineage: Eukaryota; Metazoa; Porifera; Homoscleromorpha; Homosclerophorida; Plakinidae. Bases 1 to 438 code for a protein of 145 amino acids. Gene Ontology annotation, cellular component: nucleus. The transcript has a single exon. Gene Ontology annotation, molecular function: DNA binding.
AUGGCUUGCAUCUGUGCUGCUGGAUAUUCUAUGCCACCAAUGGUCAUUCUUGACAGAAAAGGAUUAAAUCCAGACUGGACAGAAGGAGAAGUCCCUGGGACUACGUAUGGCCUAAAUGAGUCUGGUGGGAUUGACAGUGACUUGUUUGAUGGGUGGUUUAAUCAACUGUUUUUAAAGUUUAUUCCUGCUGCUCGUCCAAUCCUUCUGCUAUUAGAUGGUCACUCUUCCCAUUAUAACCCUGCUGUAAUCAAGCAAGCGGCAAGUAACAACAUCAUUAUAUUCUGCCUACCACCAAACACCACCCAUCUCAUGCAGCCACUAGACAGAGUGUGCUUUGGUGCAGUCAAGCAGUUCUGGAACGAAGAAUGCCACAGUUACAUGCAACAGCAUCCAGGUAAAGUAAUCACACGAAGGCAAUUCUGUCAGGUAUUUAGUUAG